Messenger RNA from Trichogramma pretiosum, 1315 nucleotides. RefSeq lists its product as uncharacterized. NCBI's taxonomy places the organism in Eukaryota, Metazoa, Arthropoda, Insecta, Hymenoptera, Trichogrammatidae. The record is from RefSeq and is a predicted model, not a curated record. The transcript is spliced from 3 exons. The coding region runs from base 443 to 1069 and encodes 208 amino acids.
AUCAACUUUUGAAAAUCAUACCUUGAAGAACAUUCAAAGGCAAUGUCAUCCUCAAAAGAUUACAUUUAAAAUUAAAAGUAACAAUUUACCAUUUACAGUUUGGAUAGAUAUUUUUAGCUUCAAACUACCCGCGAACACAGCUGAUGUUUUCUUUUUACUGUGAAAUCGAUUAACAGAUGGCGUUAAAGUUCACUUUUUUUUGGACCUUUCUGAGUUUUCUUGACGCAAUUUGAAGAUUUCGAGGAUGACAUUUGCGUAUCGCAAUCAAAGUGAGAGUGAUUUAUUCAUACGAUUUCAUUACCGUGAAUUUUAUGAUCAUAGCAAAGCGUUACAAUAAUCACUUUAAAAUGUGAGUAACGCUCUUAUACACAUUUAAAAUGACGCAAAAGCAUUUGAAACUUCGUCCAGUUUGAUAGGUUAGUUUUACCAAGAGUAGUGCAAAAUGGAAAAACCAAGCUUCGCCGAAGACAGUAAACUUUCAUAUCUAUCACCUAAUUUAGCAGAGGCAGUGUCAAAAUUAAAUGAAAAUGCAGAUAAGAAUGAUUAUCUUUUUGCGUUUUUUAUCACAAUCAUGUCAGAAAAUGGAUAUCGUGUAGCUAGUUUAUAUAAUCCAAUAACAGGUAAAUGGAAUGAAGAAAGAAUACACAUUCCAUUGCUAAGAGACUAUAAAUUGCCAGACAUUAAUGCCUACAAAAUAGAUUUUAUAUUAUAUCACACAAAAGAAGUGACAUGCAGUAUAAUAGCUAUAAUACUUGGAGAUUGGAUGUUAAUUAAUUUAGUACCCAAAGGUACUACUACAAGGUGUAAGACACGAACCAUGUCAAUUCAAGUUCCAAAAUACGUCAAUUUAUUCAAUAGAGAUCUUGGAAUUUAUUGGCACUUGAAAGAAUUAUCAAUGAGGUUUAAAAAUGAAUUAUUUGCCCACGUCCACAGUGAAAUGAUAAUGGAACUUGGUGUUGCUAGCCCUUGUUUACAGGGCUUACCACAGGAAAUUAAAGCUCAUAUUGUUAAGAAUCUUGAUAGAAAAAGUCGUGAAAAUUUGGAGAAUUGCUCAACAGAAUUUAGUUAAAUUUUCCAAUAACAUAUAGUACUUUUAUCUACUGUUGAAAUUAGUUUUUUAUGAUUUCAAUGUUAAAAGACUGAAAUGUAAAUAUUUAUGGAAUGUUAAAUUUUCUAGAAUACUAUAAUAAGUCCUAUUAUAUUUUUACUACAAAUUUAAUGAUAGUAUAAAUAGAUGCUGUAAGUUUAUAUAAUUUUGUAUGAAUUAUUUGAAUCAUACUUAUGAUCUAAUUGAAGUAUGUAAACAUUUUUUUCA